Tarenaya hassleriana is the source of this 429-nucleotide messenger RNA. RefSeq lists its product as uncharacterized. The record is from RefSeq and is a predicted model, not a curated record. The coding region runs from base 1 to 429 and encodes 142 amino acids. The transcript has a single exon. Lineage: Eukaryota; Viridiplantae; Streptophyta; Magnoliopsida; Brassicales; Cleomaceae.
AUGGAGGCGACAAAUUCCCUGGGAGUCUCCGCGGCUCUCACGAUCAUCCUUCUGCUCGCGGGUUCGGACCACGCGUUCCAGUUUUGGCCCGACACUUACGUGACGAUCACCGACGAUAUCGCUCGGGGCGUGGCCCUGACGGUGCACUGCAAGUCCAAGGAGGACGAUCUCGGGGCGCACGUCCUGCGGUUCGGGGAACGGUACUGGUUCAAAUUCCAAACCAACUGGUGGAAAUCCACUCUCUUCUUCUGCAGGUUCGCGUGGAGGGAGGAGGCUAGAUGGUUCGAUAUAUUCGUGGCGUCGAGAGAUCAAGACACGUGCACCAAGUGCAAUUGGUCCAUCAGAGCAGACGGUCCAUGCAGGAUCGGGAAAGGUGGUAAGUGUUAUCCAUGGAACAAGUCCGCAAGCUUAGAAACUUUGAAAUACUAA